Messenger RNA from Oryza sativa Japonica Group (Japanese rice), 618 nucleotides. NCBI's taxonomy places the organism in Eukaryota, Viridiplantae, Streptophyta, Magnoliopsida, Poales, Poaceae. The record is from RefSeq and is a predicted model, not a curated record.
AUGGAUGAGACGAUACCCGCAGCGGAGACAUCGGAUGAGUCCGUGCUCACGGAGGAGACCUCGGAGGAGUCAGUGCUCGUGGAGGAGUUGGUGCUCGUGGAGGAGACGGUCACCUCCAUCUCUUUCGCGUUCCCAUCUCUCCACACAGUGCCGAACCAUUUCUCUUUUGACCACCUCCCGUUUUGUGCAUCACAGCCACCGGAACGCGACCACGCCGACGACGCCCUGGAGCACGCACCGGUGCGCCGCCGCUUCAACCAUCGUCGUCGUCCGGCCAUUCUCAUCCACCUCAGAGAAAGCCGCUGCGCCAUUGUCAUCGCCUCAACCUCCUCUUCAAAACACCUCAAGAACCCCAGCCGAAAACAUCAAGAACACGGAGAACACAUCCUUUUCUUCACCGGCGCCAAUCUAGGAUCGCCUCCGCCGUCAUCGUCGAUUACCGCUGCCUCGCUCAUUGUCCCGUUCGAGCCGUCGUCGUUCACCCGAGGAGGAGCGCCGUCGCCGAGCCGUUCCACAAGUCACCGCUGCCGCCAAGACCUCGACAACCCUAGCUCGACCCACGAUAAUUGCAUAAUCGGUGAAGAAGUGGAUUAGGUGCUAACAAUUCUCUGAUCAAGG